AUGUGCAGAGAGAUCAUUUCAGCGCCGCAGAUUUGCGGCAGCUCUAUAAUCCCAGAAGGCCCAUCGGUAUAUUUUUCACCAAUAUGUGGCCGUUAUCUGUUUAUGCUGAUGUUGGAGUCAUACCUUUGGGGCAGAUGCCACAUAUCUACUCCUUCAAAACGAUUGGAGUCGGUAGAACCGACGAGCAGCUAUGACUUCAUCGUAGUGGGUGCUGGAACAGCGGGAUCGAUCGUCGCAGGAAGACUUAGCGAAGAUGGUAAAUAUAAGGUGCUGCUGCUAGAAGCAGGUGGGCCGGAGCCGAUUGCUGCACGCCCGCCAGGAUUUUACAGAUUAUUCUGGAAUUACCCUGGUGUGGAUUGGAAUUACCGGACUCAGCCUGGAAAUUACUGUCUCGAAAAUAAGAAGGAAGGAUGCAUUUGGCCAAGAGGAAAGGUUGUAGGUGGAAGUAGCGUUUUGAACGGUAUGAUAUACCAUAGAGGUCAUGAAGCUGAUUACGAUGCAUGGGUUAAAGCUGCGAAUAGCACAAGUUGGUCUUGGAAGGCCUUGCUACCGUACUUUGACAUGAGUGAGGGCAACAAACAGAUCGGGACCCUCGUUUCCAGUAAAUACCACUCGGCAAAAGGACGUAUGCCUGUGCAACGCUUUAACUAUCAACCGCCGGAAGUAUAUGACCUCUUGAAAAGGCUGGAAGCUAAUGGUUUUGAAAUCAUCGAAGAUAUGAACAACCCACACACCCCAGUCGGUUUCACAAUCGUCCAGGCUUUCACCAAUAACGGACAGCGGUACACGACAGCUCGUGCCUACCUCGCUCCGAGGUCAAUACGACCUAACCUAAGCGUGACGAUGCAUGCCCACGUCACAAGGGUAAUAUUCCGAAAAAAACGAGCAAUUGGCGUAGAGUACUUAGAUGCUAAAGGUUACCGUAAGACCGUAUAUGCUGAUAAAGAGGUCAUUCUUAGUGCAGGUACUUUAAACAGUCCCCAAAUCCUGAUGCUAUCGGGCGUUGGACCAAAAUUUCACCUAGGGAGGUUAAAUAUCUCAAUCCUCGCUGACUUACCUGUCGGUCAGAACUUAAAGAAUCAUAUUGGAGUUACUCUUUACUUAGUGACUAGUCAGGCUAAUACAAGAACCUUGGAUUGGAAUGCCUUAACAGAGUAUUUGCUUACCAAAGGAGGACCUAUGAGUUGUAGUGGAAUAACUCAGGUGACUGGACUUUUGUGCUCAAGCCUUGCUAAGUGGGAACGGAAUCCAGACCUUCAGUUCUUUUUCAACGGCUUUUAUGCGGAGUGCUCUAAAACUGGAGUUAUUGGCGAACCCGCUACGCCAAAUUAUUUGGCUGGCACUAAUAUAUCGGCAAACGCUGUAUCACUACUGCCACGCAGUGUUGGAUACAUGAUCCUGAAUUCUACGAACCCUCUGGACCCGCCACUUUUCUUUCCUAACUAUUUUGACCACCCAGAUGACAUGGUGGUGUUGAAGGAUGGACUUAUGUACUUAAAACAAAUAUUCUUCGGCAAGAACGCUAAAUAUGAGAAACACAAGGUUGAGUUAGACCGAAAAUACACAAAGGUUUGCGACGACACUGCCGAACCCUGGUCUGAUGAGUGGAACGAAUGCAUUAUUCGUGUGUACACUGACCCACAAAACCACAUGGUCGGUACAACAGCCCUUGGCUCGGUUGUUAAUUCAGAACUCCAAGUCUUCCACCUUGAACAUAUUCGCGUGUGUGACGCUGGCUCAAUACCACAGCUGACUACUGGCAACAUCCAAGCCCCCAUAAUGGCACUUGCCGAAAAAUGCGCACAUCUCAUUAAAAAAACUUGGGAAUAA
This is a messenger RNA of Arctia plantaginis, 1830 nucleotides long. The record is from the annotation of a GenBank genome assembly. NCBI's taxonomy places the organism in Eukaryota, Metazoa, Arthropoda, Insecta, Lepidoptera, Erebidae.